GGUGCCUCAUCCCGCGAACUCCUGCUCGAAGCAUGCCGUCGCAACAACACCGAUCUCCUCUCCACAGUCUUGUCAGGCUUCAAGUCGGCCGACGAACUUGCCAACUUCCUCAACACCGCGACUGACGCCUUGGGCUGCGGUGCCUUGCACAUCGGCGCACAGUAUGGUGCCUACGAGGUUCUGGAUAUGCUGCUGGAUCAGGAAGGUGUGGAGAUUGAUGGAGUAGAGAAGAGAGAGGGAGACACAUGCUUGCACAAGGCUGUGAGAUAUGUCAACAGCUUGUCCAAGGAGGAGUGGGAAGAGGGACAGGCUAUCAUCGACAUCCUGAUCGACGCUGGUUGCGAUNNCCCAGGUAUGUGGAUACGCAACAAGGCCAAGCUGCGCCCCAUCGACCUCACCGACCCGCGCAACACUGAGCUCAGGAGUCUCUUGCAGAAGGCCGAGUUCACCAUGCUGGCUGGUGACGACGUCGUACAAGAAGAUGAUGACGACGUCGGCGCUGGUAGUGCCAGCGACAGCGAUUAA
Messenger RNA from Aureobasidium vineae, 525 nucleotides. The record is from the annotation of a GenBank genome assembly. Lineage: Eukaryota; Fungi; Ascomycota; Dothideomycetes; Dothideales; Saccotheciaceae.